AUGGACUCUCCCUUUGAGAAACAUGGCUUCGACGAGUCAGCAUUUGGAGACAAGGGCUUGUCGGGGCUGAGGACAUUUGAUGCAUUUCCCAAAACCAAACCAAAUUACACCUCUGCCACCGCCCGCGGCGGCCAAUGGACCCUCGCCAUUAUAAUCUUAUGUCUGUGUCUAACAGCCUCCGAGCUUCGCACAUGGUGGGCCGGGACCGAAACCCACCAUUUCAGCGUUGAGCGCGGCGUGGGUCAUGAACUCCAAUUGAACUUGGACAUCGUGGUGGCGAUGCCUUGUCGCGAUUUACACAUCAAUGUUCAGGAUGCGGCGAUGGAUCGGAUCAUGGCAGGCGACUUGUUAAAGAAAGAGGACACGAAUUUUGAACUCUGGCUCGACCCGAGAAAGCUGUUUCGGCUUAGAAAGAUGCAGCAGGGCAUAUACCACGGUCUGCACGAGGGCGACAGGAAGAGGAAGAAGGCCGAAGAAGAAGAUUCCCACGUGGGCCACGUCUUGGGGCACAUGCGCGAGAACAAGGGCCGCAAGUUUGCGCGGUCGCCAAAACUCCAAAGACACAUGCCGGUUAACAGCUGCCGCAUCUACGGGUCCCUCGAGGGCAACAAAGUGCAAGGCGACUUCCACAUCACCGCGCGAGGACAUGGGUACAUGGAAUUCGGCAUGCAACAGCAUCUGGAGCACAACCGGUUCAACUUCUCGCACCAUAUCAACGAGCUCAGCUUCGGUCCCCACUACCCCAACCUGUUGAAUCCGCUGGAUAAAACGAGCGACACGACGGAGGCGCACUUCAUGCGCUACCAAUACUACCUCUCGAUCGUGCCCACGAUCUUCACCAAACGCAGAGUCGCCACGAAGAGUGGCAGUCUGGACCCCGCGGCGCUUCCGCAGCCUCCGACACUGGACAUGACGCCGAAGACGCAGCGCGACAAGGACGGAAUCAUCCACCACGUGCCGCACCCGGAGCAAGGCAGGGACACGAAAUCGAUCUUCACGAAUCAGUACGCCGCGCAGUCGCAGUCCCGCGAAGUCCCUACGUCUACGGUGCCGGGUAUCUUCUUCAAGUAUGACAUCGAGCCCAUCCUGCUCAUCGUCAGCGAGAGCAGGGCAAGCCUGCUCGGCCUGCUAGUCAGAUUGGUGAAUGUAAUCAGCGGCGUGCUCGUGGGCGGCGGCUGGAUGUUCCAGCUGACCGAGUGGGCCGGCGAGGUCUGGGGCCGCAGGAGGAUGAGGAGGAGUACCACGGGGCUCGGCGUGCUAGACGGUUUCAAACCCAACGGCGACGCGAACGGGGGUCUGAAGCAUUGA
Molecule: messenger RNA, 1308 nt
Organism: Cladophialophora psammophila CBS 110553
Lineage: Eukaryota; Fungi; Ascomycota; Eurotiomycetes; Chaetothyriales; Herpotrichiellaceae
Exons: 2
Coding region: 1-1308 (435 amino acids)
Biological process (GO): retrograde vesicle-mediated transport, Golgi to endoplasmic reticulum; endoplasmic reticulum to Golgi vesicle-mediated transport
Cellular component (GO): endoplasmic reticulum; Golgi membrane; COPII-coated ER to Golgi transport vesicle
Source: RefSeq, a predicted model, not a curated record